Messenger RNA from Columba livia (rock pigeon), 8551 nucleotides. It is a transcript of the gene CXXC4, whose product is annotated as CXXC finger protein 4. NCBI's taxonomy places the organism in Eukaryota, Metazoa, Chordata, Aves, Columbiformes, Columbidae. The coding region runs from base 392 to 1507 and encodes 371 amino acids. The transcript has 3 exons. Gene Ontology annotation, cellular component: nucleus. Gene Ontology annotation, molecular function: methyl-CpG binding; zinc ion binding. The record is from RefSeq and is a predicted model, not a curated record.
AGUGGAUCGGCGGCUUCAUUUAUUCCCCCCCGCCCCCCCUCAUCCUCCCCACCGCCCCUCGCAGUUUGUUUACAAGUAUCAAAGUUGUAAUUGAGGAGCUGCCAAGGCACAUCUGGAUAUUCUUCUUCUUCUUCUUUGUGUUAGGGACUGAUGUGCAACUAAUUAAAGGCAGACAGGCUGGUAGCGUCUGCAUACUCAAGCCCCCCCAAAUAAAGAGCCUGCUGCGGCAGCUCCCGUGAGGAUGCAGGAGGAGCGGCUGCCCGGCCAGGCACUGACCGCGGGAAUGCGCCCGGAGGAGGAGGAGGAUUAAGCGACCCCCCCCGCCCCGUCCCUCUCCCCCCGGCCCCCAGCCCCCCCGCCCCAUCCCUCCCCGCCGUCCCCCCCGGCCACCAUGAACACCAACGUGUGUGUGGAGAGCGGCCCCAACCCCGAGGCGCCGGGGCUGCCCAAGGACAGCCACCUGCCCGAGGGGGCCCUCAACAGCCUUGUGGAUUACAACUCGGAGAUGGAGAGGUACCGCUCCUUCGCCACCUUCUACAAGACCAACGGCGGCGCCUUCCCCCAGGCGGCCAAGAUCGCCCGCAUCACCACCCCCAUCUUCCCCAGCGCCGCCGCCGCCGCCGCCGCCCGCAUCGGCAUGUCCCCCUGGAACUGCGACACCGCCACGGCCGCCGCCGCCACCGCCAUGCUCUGGGGCAGCGGCGGCGGCGGCGGCGCGGCGGGCGGCGCGAGGAAGCCCUCCUCCGCCGCUGCCGCCGCCUCCGCCUCCGCGGCCGCCGCCGCCGCCUCCUCGCUGCACGCCGGCAGGGGCGGCAUGCACCACCGGAGCGACUCGCAGCGGCUGGGCAAGCCCGGCUGCCCGCCGGCCGAGCAGCCCGCCCUGCCCAUGGCGAACGGCAACUUCCUCUCCACCCUCUCCCCCGAGCACUGCCGGCCGCUGGCCGGGGAGUGCAUGAACAAGCUCAAGUGCGGCGCCGCCGAAGCCGAGAUCAUGAACCUCCCGGAGCGCGUCGGCACCUUCUCGGCCAUCCCGGCGCUGGGCGGCCUCUCCCUGCCCCCCGGGGUCAUCGUCAUGACGGCCCUGCACUCCCCCGCCGCGGCCUCGGCCGCCGUCACAGACAGCGCCUUCCAGAUCGCCAACCUGGCGGACUGCCCGCAGAGCCACGCCUCGGCCUCGCCCGCCUCCGCCCUGGGCGCCGCCGCCGGCGCGGGGGGCGGCGGAGGCGGCGGCGGCGGAGGAGGAGGUGGCGGCGGAGGCGGAGGGGGGGCCGGCGGCGGCGGCGGGGCCGGGGCGGGCAACCCCGCCAAGAAGAAGCGGAAACGCUGCGGGGUGUGCGUGCCCUGCAAGCGGCUCAUCAACUGUGGAGUCUGCAGCAGUUGCAGGAACCGCAAAACGGGACACCAGAUCUGCAAAUUUAGGAAAUGUGAAGAGCUUAAGAAAAAACCGGGCACUUCGCUAGAGAGAACACCUGUUCCCAGCGCUGAAGCAUUCCGAUGGUUCUUUUAAGCAGUAGUGUAUCUUAUUUUCAAGGCAGUCCGAAGUGAAUGGCAAGCUAAAGUCUUGUUUUAAGAAACUGCUUAGUCCACCAUUGAAGAAUAUACUCAGACACUAUUUUCAUUUAUGUAUAGGGGUUUCCUCAAAAGCAAAAGACAAAAAUCUGGGAGCCUGGGGAAUUGGCCAGCUUCUUCACAUUCAGUACACUAUUCUUUCUUUGAUGUAACUUAGCUAUACUAGUGAAGUUGUUGUCUAUUUUUAAAGUGGCUGUAAAAAAAAAAAAAACAACAAAAAAAAGAAGUUUGGGUAAACCCCUGCUAUAAAGUCAUGUAUCUUUGAAAAGUAACAUAUCUAUACUUCAUUUUCAAAUAUAUGUGUUUCAGUACUGUAAACUGUACAGAUAGCCGCUUGUAUUUUGUGUGUUUAGACACAAGGAGACAAUCAUGUCUGAGCAUCUAUGGAGAUUAACGGUUUGUACACAACGGUGUGGUUCUGCGAGUUAAAUCCGGAGCAAUAAAUUCUAGCUUUAACUAUUAUUUUGCUAGUUGUUUAGCAGCAGCAGCAACAGCAGCACUGUUUUACCAUGCAUCCUUCCAUAGAGACUUGAUGCCAAGUUUUCCAAGAUAAAAAGAUUGCGAUGCAUCUAGCAAUUAACUUCCAUUGUGGUGGUGUAAGAGAGGAAGACAUAACAUUUAAAAUUAAUCCUUCAAGCACUAUAUUAGAGUAGUGGUUUGUGCACUUGCAUUGCUUCCAAAGGAGCUUUACAGAGGGAUAUCUCUCCAAAAAUGAUGUCUGGUGUCUGACUCGCUUUCCACUGUGCUCUGAGGUGGGGUUCCCAGCAUAGGCGGACGUGCAAAACCAGUCAUCUGUAUAAAGGUGGUUCUAGGAUGCAAAACAAAGUGAGUACGAGACCUUAGAAAAAUGGUGACUCAGCCUAAUUACCCUUCACCUAUGAGUUCUUAUGUAAUGUUUUCAGCAACUGAGUAAAUAUUUUAUAGAGUGGAAUGCCAUAUUUUUGGUCCUAAUGGAGCUCUUCACACUUAAGUGAGUUUUGACAGUUGGACUGGUUUGGGUGUUCAUUUGAGAACCCAGAUAUUUUUGCAGUAUAAAAAUAAACUUUUCUAAAAAAAAAGAUGUUUAAAAGAAGGGCCGCUUUUCCCCACACAUUUCUUGGUCCACUGAUCUCGGCUUUGCUGAAUGGCUGGUCCCUUGGGCCCCAGAAGAAUGAUUUGCUGUUCUUGUUGCUCCAGCUGCGCGGAGGAAGACAUUUCUCCUCUAAAAGGCAGCACAUGGAGAGCUGUAACUCACAUGUUGUAAAAAUAUGGAGGAUACUGAACACAGGGAUACUUAUUAUCAGUUGAUCAUCAUUUUUUUAUUGCUUGGCUUCAUCAUACCCCUCAUGAGUGAGAAGGCCAUCCCAUCAAAGUAAGCAGAUGCUGUUGUGCCAUAUUUUUGAUAGAUUUAUCAUUUUAUACAAGAUAGGACUACCAGUAGUUUCACAGACAAGGUGCUGGGCAUGGAAAUAACCAUUUAUUGAUGCACAGCAUGUACGAAUCUCCUAUUGCUUCAACACUUUCUCAGUUUUCAGCCUUUGGCCCCUGGUCUCACGCUCACUUGUUGAAGCGCAGGGGAUGCUGGGGAUGGUGCGGGAACGGUGCAGGCAGGGGACACGCUGGUUUUGGUGGGGGUGUUUGCUCACAGGACUUGUGGGUGUUGGGAAAGGCCCAGAAAGUGAAGGGCUGGAGGAGGAACAACCUCCUGAGGCCACACGUGUGUGUCAGCGGGGCCGGGCAGAGCUGGGGAGCUGGGGUGACUGGAGGAGCGUGGGCAGGCUGGGCCCACACCUGUGUCCUCAACGUAGGGUCCGUGUAUGUGUCUACGUCUUUGCGCUGUACAACAUCACGUACACGGCUUCAGAGGUGGAACGUCACACUUGAAACGCUUCUAUCGUGCUGCCCCUCUUACGGUUUGUAAGAGGUCCUCAGUCGAAUACUCAUACAAUGCCCAUUCAAUGAGCUUUACCUCUGUUCAUAUGGCAGCUGUGUAUGGAUUUUAUUUUGCGUUGGAGACAUUUUGGUUAGGGCCUCUGUUACUGACCACUAGACCAAUACAAGUUCUGUAAGGUCUUCUCUACCAAACUGAAGCCUUAUUUGCACAUCUGGCUGGUAGGCUUGCCUUGAUUUUUUGGAAAAUGGUGAUUGCUCUUGCAGUAGCAGAGACAAAAUUGAGUUCAGGCUACAUUAGGUGUACAAAGAUAUUCAUAGCAAUGUACUUAACUGUCUAAUACCCUAAUGUUGCAUGUCUUGAUGUGGUUUCUUUUUUGUUUUGUCGUUUUGUUUUAAAGAACUGAUGGAUCUGUAUAUUGUAAUUGUGGUGUUUUACAUGUCAAUCCAAAAUUGUUAAACAAGCAAACCUGUUAAUUAUGGAAAAUGAACAAGAGUUGGUUUUUCUUUCCUUUACCUUUAUGGUUUUCAUUUCGGAUGUUGUUCCUUUGCACCAUCACAUUUUGCUGGAACAGUAUUUAUAUGAUGUAGUGCGCAUAGAGCAUUUUAAUUAGUGAUGUUUGAAGAAGGAAAUCCCUUUUCUGGCCUGUCUCUCUCCACCCCAGCCCUAUCCCCCCACCCUGUUUAUACACAUAUUUGUCAAUCGGAUUAUUGUCAAGUUCUAAUUACCAAAUCUGUGCUUUUCGCAAGGUCCAAACCCAUUUUAAAGUAUGAGAAUUUGUAUUCCUUUAUGUCUUUCAUUCUCACGACGAAAAAAAAGCAGAACGUACUUUUGCCGUCUUCUAGGUGUGAGCAGUAAGCCUAAUGGAAGCAUUUUUGGCAUACCCCAGAUAAACUUAUGAAAAAUGGUGAGGCUGAAAGGGAGGCACAUGUUCCCAUUCUGUCAAUUAAUAACAGACCCUCCCUACGAGGGGAAAUACUCCCUUUUGUACAGAACCCCUGGUAUGUAAGUCCUCCAAUUAAUGUUAAAGAAUAUUAAGUCUUUAAAUGGGCUAUAUCUGUAAUCAAAUAAUGAAGAAAGAAAGUAGCUAAAUGAACAUACCAUUCAGGGUCGAAUGCAUUCAGCAAAAAGCAGUAGUGGGUCUUUGAUCAUGGUUAGAUGCAUAGUGAUAUCAAACAGUGGGUUCUCAUGUAACAGCUAAAUGUUUCAGAUUUUGUUUUUAUUAAAUUUGGCAGUUUCACGCUGAGCUCUACUGUAUUCUUAGUGAAGAAAAGACAGCUCCUAUGUUAGAAAGUACUCCAUUUUCACAAUUGCAGGGAACUAAGAGAGUUUUUUUCGGAAACAUGGGCCACAGAAAUGUACUCCUUUCACAGUGUUCUCCUCUUUCUGAACUGUGCAGUUAUCUAUUAAAUUUUCUAAUAGAUAUUUGUGUAAGGUGUAUGUAUGCUUGUGCAAUUAUGGAAAAAAAAAACAGUUUUGGAAAACAGUGUAUUUAUGAAAAAAAUAAUCACUUAUGGGGCAUGUACAAAACUGUAUAAAAACAUGCAAUUUGCCCAGUAAAGUUGUUUUUGUGAUAUUUCUGUGUUGUUGAAUAAAGGACUUUAGUAUUCAAAAUAUCUCUCUUUUUCCAUAAACAGGUUUUGUUUGUGGGAUCUUAAACAAAGAAAAUCUCUUUUCAAAAAGAAUCCUCAAAAUGAGCGAGAAGGUCCAAAUGCUGACCUGUCUUGUGUAGGGGAAUGAAUGCUUAUGAAGUGACGGUAUGGUAGCCACAAAAGUCACUCCUCCUCAAUUGGCAGGCGAUGGAAACCCCGUAAGUUGUAUAUCUGAUGGUAACAUUGUGCUCUGGAUUUGUUUAAGAUAGCAGAAAAAAGUACCAGCUUCCUAAGACUAGGAAUGUUAUGUUGAGAUUUUGAGGCUAUGGAAAGGUUAGUGAAGUAGGAGCUAGACGGAUUGCAGAAAAGCCUUCAAGCCUUUAAUGCCGACCUCUGUUGUAUAAAGAGCGGACUAGUGAGGGCGAUGUGAUAAAUUAGCAGUUAGGGAAAGGCAUACGAAAGUGAAAUCUCAUUUGUAACUCUUGCAACUAACAGGAGUCCUGAGAUCAGAUCGUGCCGUUGCUGUUGGAAUAUUUGGGAUUGUGAAUAGGGUUUGUGAGAGAAUGGCAAUAGUAUCUUCCUCUUUAUUUUGCCGCUUCUCAGUUCAAAGUUCUGCUCUUUACCUGCCUCAUAAACUACACAUAGCAAAGGAAAUGGUUUCCUCUUGCCGUUCUAUUUCCCCAUACUAGUUACCAACGUUAAAGCAACUUCAGAUAGGUAGGGAAAUUUGUGACUGUGCACGUCACCUGAUUUUGGUGAAAUUUAGAACGUCAUUUUUCUGCGAAUAUUCCCAUAAUAAACAGAAUGUCUGCUCUUAGGUGCCAAACCAGGAUUUUGAAAGGGUUUGAAACACGAGGUAGGUCCUUUGGUCUGUGAGAUUCCUUCAAUGCCAACCGAUUUUCCGGGGGGAAGCCUCAGCGUAUCCUUUUGUUUUUUAAAGAAAGCAACAAAAGUGAAAGGAAUAGAAGUGGAUUUUCCACUGAUCCUGUCUGCUCUCAUCAAAAUCCGUAAGGAUAUACGUUCUUAGGAGACAUAGACCGCUCAUUAGACAAUGCCAAGAGUGAACCUUGAGGUCUGUUUGAAGAGGAGGAAAAGGGCUGCCAAGUUGCUCAGGCAUAGUCAGUGAUCUCUCCAGAUUAAAUAUAGAAUUCACAGGGAGGAAAUACACUCGUUUCAUGAGAUGGUCGAUUUGGAAGCGGGAAGAGGUCUCUGAGUUCCUAUUCCUUUAAUGCUUUCUCUUUCAACUUUUUCUUCCCCUCGAGUAUUGUUUUAUACUAGUCUGAAUGAAAAACGUCCCUCAGCUCCAGAGAAAUACUCGCCCCAGAUAUGAACCUUGCAGUUUAAAACUACCUCUAGCUUUUUAUAGCUUUUAUUUUUUAAUUAAAAAAAAAAAAAUCUAAAAAACCCCUGACAACAAAGCCAAAACUGACAGACUCAUUACUGAGCCUGUUAAGAGGCAGGAAAACACCUUUUUGUGUGGAAGCACCAUUCUAGGCUGUAUUGGACUCAAUUUGGUUUUGCCACUGGCCGUUUCAGUGCUCUCUUGUAUUUCUCAAAGGAACAAGUCUGAAAUUAUGAAUGGUAUAGUGAUAUGGGGCAAUGUGCCUUCUGAGAGGCUCUAGUCCUCCCCAGAUUCCCAUGGGCUUUCCGAGAUAGUUCAUGAAAUUGGAGGAUAUUAUAUAGGUGACUUAGUUAUAAGUCCUACCUUACUUUGCUGUAAGGAUCUACUCAGUCACCAGUGUGCUGUGAGCAUGGAUAGAUCACCCCAAAAUCUACAGAGGUAAGAAAAACACCUUCUUGGUAAUAACAUACAAUAAACUUGGAGACCUCUGGAACUACCUGAGGAAAGAAAGGUGCAGUUCAGCAUCAGCAAAGACGUCAGAAUCUGCUCCCACCAUAGCUUUGUUUCCAGUUGCCGUUUUGUUUUUACGAUGGACACGCUUGGCUGGGUAGCUGCAUCCUUCGGAAAGGUGGUUUUGCCUGAGAUAGGCAGAAUGAAGGAAAUACAGGUAGCAAAUUGUAAUCUUGCAAGAUGAGGAUCUAGACUGCCUAAAGAGGCUGCGAUGUUUGGCAAGUACUUCCAUCGUUCUUCUAAGCUUUCAAAUGAUAUUUAAAGAUUGUCACAUUAUUCUUAAUUUAAUAAACAGAAAUAGCUUGUCAUGCUACUGCCCAUUUCCUCAAAAAGGGUUUUUAGAAAUUAACCUUAAUGACUUAUUUCCCAAUAAACUUUGAAGUUACUACUUAGUCUAUUGUGGCUUCCCCAUAAGAGAAGAUGCUGUCACUGUGGGUUCAUUGGCCUAUAUAAGGCCCCUUUGACUUGCAGAGUCAAGGAUCUUUGCUAGGAGAUAACUCAGCAGAAUUGUUGUAGAAAGAUCUGUGGGUGUCAUGAUGUCAGCCAGAGCCCGGAUUAAUUAGUCAGUGUGGUUCUCCCCAGCUUGGUUUAUGAUGUGGAUAAGCAUUCUAUAUCUGAGAAGAAAACACCUUUCUUUCCUUAGUCCUUUAAACCUGCUCUCUUUACAGAGUUAAUACCACUAGCCCUCUGUGCUUCUUCAGGAAAAAACCAAAACUUUAGAAGAAAUACAUCUCUUUGGCUAGACAUUUUCCUUUGGGAAGAGAGACAGAAGAGUUAGCCCAGGUCAGAAACUCCUGCUGCUUGCCCAGAUCUGCUAACUUGGCUGCUCGCUGCAUCAGAUGUAGCUUGUGAGUAAAGUUCAUAGCUCAGCUUGGCAAUCGACACAAUCCUACAGAAGAUCAACACCAAAGCAAACGGGACCCAGUGAGGGACGUCCCCACCACAUGCGAGACACACACAAGUUUGUGUCAGAUGCCCUAAACCCCUUCCCCUGCUGUAUAUACAUGAAUCUGGGUCAGGUUUGCUGUGCCCAGAAGUGAACCUCCCCAGAUCUGAGGAGCAGAUAGCACGCUGGAGGGCUUUUAAGAGAGAAGGUUUACACACCCAGACAGUGACUAAAACGUCUCAACCCUCAUGUCUUGCAUUAACUUCUGAUUUCUAGCUGUGAGUGUCUGAGGCCACCAGGCUUCAGGAGAAGUAGCUGAACUGUUGAGUGUACCUAGUGUCUUAUGUGCCUACAUUUUAAUAGUCAUACCCAGAGAUUGGUAGUGAAUUUGACCAGCUGAUGCGUUGACUGAGAAUGUACUGUUUAAUGCAAAAUCAUAGCAACCGUCUUUCAACCUGGUUUUGGAGAAUUAGUGGGUAAAUAACCUGAUCUAAAGAAAUCUGUCCCCCAUAUUAGGAACUGUGAACUAAUUAUUGCUUUCUGAUGUUCUGCUCUAACUUGUUUUGCCUUUUUAUCCUGAUUGUUUGCAUUCCUAGGACUGAUUUGCCUUUUUGAUGCAAUGCCAUGUGAUCUGCUGAUUAAUUUUUGUGAGCAAUCAUAAACUCCAACCUAUGGCUGACUGGGUAUAUUUUAUGCUACGCUCCAUAAACAUUCAUUCAUUUCUUAUGAUUACUGUGUGGAAACAGACUUUUACAGGCUAAUAAACUUGGAUUUGAACUGGA